Molecule: messenger RNA, 2301 nt
Organism: Gossypium raimondii (Peruvian cotton)
Lineage: Eukaryota; Viridiplantae; Streptophyta; Magnoliopsida; Malvales; Malvaceae
Product: starch synthase 1, chloroplastic/amyloplastic
Exons: 15
Coding region: 71-2041 (656 amino acids)
Cellular component (GO): chloroplast
Molecular function (GO): alpha-1,4-glucan glucosyltransferase (UDP-glucose donor) activity
Source: RefSeq, a predicted model, not a curated record
UUCCUUUCGUACUCUGCUAGAUUAUUUACUCUCAAAACUUUUUUUUUUUUGCUGAACUCCCUGUUUGUCAAUGGAGUCUCUGCAAGUAACUCGUCUAAUGUCUUGCAAAUUAUCAGCCAACAUAUCGCAUAAAGCUUGCAGUUUUAGACCGAGUAGGCAACUGGGUUUUAGUUCUUUGUCGAGAAGGAGCUUCCAAAACGGAAAGUUGACGGUUGCGAGAUCGGAUAUAACUGCAAAUGGAGGUGGGUUCGGCGGUUUAGACGAUAGCUCUAACUCCAAUUCCAUUGAAGAAGAAGAUGACGAUGAAGAAGAAGAAGAAGAGAAUGGUCUUAUGCUAGGUUUAGACAGGGAUGAUUGUGGUUCUGUUAUUGCCUUGCAUUUGAUUCCUCCUUCUGGUGAAGUCACCAUUGACUCUCACCAAGAUGAGGCUGCCGAUACUAAAGGCGAAGAUGAGGGAAUUGAAGAAGAAAAAGGAGGAGAAGAAGAAAUCCGAAGCAGAGUAACCUAUAACAUCGUGUUUGUUACUGCUGAAGCCGCACCGUAUUCAAAGACUGGCGGUUUAGGAGAUGUUUGCGGUUCUUUGCCGGGCGUGCUGGCUGGCUGCGGACAUCGAGUCAUGGUUGUUUCUCCUAGAUACCUCAACGGAACGUCCGCCGACAAAAAUUUCGCUGGUGCUUAUGAUGUUGAUCGCCACAUUAAGGUACCUUGCUUCGGAGGGGAGCAAGAGGUUGCAUUCUUCCAUGAGUAUAAGAAGGGUGUUGAUUGGGUAUUUGUGGACCAUCCUUCAUUCCAUAGACCUGGAAAUCUAUAUGGUGAUAGUCAUGGUGCUUUUGGUGAUAAUCAGUUUCGGUUUACUUUACUUUGCCAUGCAGCAUGUGAAGCUCCCUUAGUGCUUCCAUUGGGAGGGUAUACCUAUGGCGAGAAGUGUCUCUUCCUUGUCAAUGAUUGGCAUGCCGGUCUAGUCCCCGUGCUUUUGGCUUCCAAAUACCGUCCUUUUGGAAUUUAUAAGGAUGCUCGGAGCAUCCUUGUAAUUCAUAACCUUGCACAUCAGGGAGUGGAACCUGCAGCAAGCUUUAAGAACUUGGGACUGCCGUGGGAGUGGUAUGGGGCAUUGGAAUGGGUGUUUCCUACAUGGGCAAGGACGCAUGCUCUCGACACAGGGGAAGCCGUCAAUAUUUUAAAGGGUGCAAUCGUGACAGCAGAUCGAAUACUUACAGUUAGCAAGGGCUAUGCAUGGGAAAUAACAACGGUUGAAGGUGGACAUGGUUUAAACGAGCUAUUAAGCAGUCGAAGGAUUGUUCUUAAUGGAAUUGUGAACGGCAUUGAUGUUACGGAAUGGGAUUCGUCUUCAGAUGAGCACAUCAGUUUCCAUUAUUCCGCUGAUGAUCUCUCCGGCAAGGCUCGAUGCAAGACUGCUCUUCAACAGGAACUAGGCCUUCCAAUUAGGCCUGAAUGCCCCUUGAUUGGAUUUAUAGGGAGACUGGACUAUCAGAAAGGCAUUGACCUAAUCCGUUGGGCGAUUCCCGAGCUUAUGGAAGAAAAUGUACAAUUCGUAAUGCUUGGCUCUGGGGACCCUCUCUAUGAAGACUGGAUGAGAGCAGCAGAGAAAACUUACAGAGAUAAAUUUCGCGGUUGGGUCGGAUUUAAUGUUCCCAUUUCUCAUCGGAUUACUGCAGGCUGUGACAUACUGUUGAUGCCUUCAAGAUUCGAACCUUGCGGAUUAAAUCAAUUGUUUGCAAUGAGAUAUGGUACUGUACCAGUAGUUCAUGCCACAGGAGGACUUAGAGACACUGUAGAGAAUUUCAAUCCGUAUGCUGGAGAUCGUAGCGGGGAAGGCACAGGGUGGACUUUUUCUCCCCUUACAAAAGAGAGUAUGCUGGAGGCAUUAAGAACAGCUAUAAUGACAUACCGAGACCACAAGUCAACAUGGGAAGCAUUGAUGAGAAGAGGUAUGCAAAGAGACUUCACCUGGGAAACUGCUGCCAUUCAUUACGAGCAGGUUUUCGAAUGGGCUUAUAUCGAUCCGCCGUAUAUUACUUGAUCGGGAAACAGAAGGCUUAAUCAUAGAAAUGGGGAAAAACCCCUUUAAAAGUUCCAAGACAUUAGAAAUACUCAAGCUCUUGCUGCUCAUGAUUGUGGUGAAUGAAUCAGUGGGAAGAUAUUUACAUGGUUCAGUGCAUCGGUUAUUCUUUCUUCUGUUUAGAUUAUAGUUUAGCUUGCAAAUGUACCUUUUUCUUUUCUUUUUAAUUCUACAGAACUAAUAUCUUAAUAAUAGAAAAAUCAAUUUACUCUCUUGCUUCA